UACCAAGUGAGGCUUUUUGCUGAUAAUUAUUUUGAGUAAUAACCAAUAUAGUGUCCACUGCCUUUAAAAGAGAAAAGGGCACUUAAUGCAACUUCAGUCUUUUAAAAAAUAUUUCCCACGUUAUUGUUAUUUUAUUUUGUUUGUAUGUUUAACCAGUCGCUUAUAAAAACACUGGUUUAAUGAAGUUAUUAAGCGUAUGACAAAAGCCGAAGUUGACACAAUGCAAAUUCAUUAAAACCUGCAUUCACUUGUCAAACCUUAGGUAUGAUUUAUUUGUAAUAUUAAGAAUAGUAAAGAGCACCUGUUCUAUCAUUUGAAACAUUAUAAAACAACUUCAGUCUUUGAAAAACUGUUUUCCCCAUGAUAAAUUGUCUAGUAUAUUUGACCAGUCAGUUAUAAAAACACUGAUUUAAUGAAGUUAUGAAGCGUAUAACAAAAAGCCAAAGUUGACACAAUUGAAAUUCAAUCUUGGCUAUGAUUAAUUUACAAUAACAUUGGGAAGAGAAAAGAGCACCUGUUUUUGUACAUCAUUUGAACAAUUAUAUGUCUUUUAAAACUUUUGUGUAAUGAAGUUAUUAAGCGUAUAACAAAAGGUGAAAUGGACACAAUAGAAGUUCAUUAAAACAUUCAUUAAUUACAGUUGUCGCCUCAGGGACUGGGACAGUUAUCGAAAUGCUUUAUAAGUCGCAGUUUGUUCCCAGGAAACAGACACGUUCGUGUAAAGCAGAGAUAUCCACUCGUUCCGUUGCUGCAUAGAGUUUGAAUUCUGUUUUAUUCUGCGAUGGCAUUUUGGAAGGUUUGUUUCCUGAUGUGGCAGUUGAUCGGUCUUGGAUUGGCCACUGAUGGUCCGGCCCCACCGUUUGAGCUCAGGGAGUUCGAAGAGCUACGCCAAGCAUCAUGCCCAUAUUUGUAUCAGGAGUAUGGUAACUCCUGCUAUAGAGUCUUUACCAAUCAGAAAACACAGAACGAAGCCGAAGCCGAUUGCGGACUGGAGGAGAGACCAAGUGGACAGGGUCAUCUUGUGUCCAUUCUAAGCCAACAGGAGAACGAAUUCGUGACUGACCUUUGGUAUUCAACCAAUCCACCAAACACAGGUGAUACAGCAUGGAUCGGACUCAGCGAUACAAAUGGUAGUGAUAACAUUGGUUUUAUUUGGUCUGACGGGAACUUUAGGUUUUACACCAAUUGGGUAGAGAGUCAACCCAUCAAAGACAAAAAGUGUGCGUUUCUUCGAGGAGGCUUUUGGACAACUGAGUACUGUGAGAGAAAGAUGCCCUACAUCUGCAAGGUUCCGCUGUGAAUCAGUGACUGAUUGCUGCAGCAGCCAAGCUCGACACACCAUCAUGGUACCUCCGUAAUCACUCAGAACUUUCUCAAGUUGCUUCCUGAAUUAUCAAAACAAUUAGUUACCUAGUCAGCCACUUUAUGGCGCAAAUUAAUUCAUCUUUGGUGUAUUUGAUUGGCGAAUUUUAUUAGAUAAGCUUGAAAGUUUGCAGCUUUCGUAUGUGCAUCCUUGGAUUCAAUUUCGUCAGCUGUUUCAUAUAAUUAAAAGACACUUGACACGUUUGGUAACUGUUCAGAGACUCUUAUUCUUAUUCUUACUUGGUGUAUCCCAACAGUAUGCAUAACA
This is a messenger RNA of Asterias rubens (European starfish), 1630 nucleotides long. RefSeq names its product alpha-N-acetylgalactosamine-specific lectin-like. Gene Ontology annotation, molecular function: signaling receptor activity. The coding region runs from base 782 to 1300 and encodes 172 amino acids. The record is from RefSeq and is a predicted model, not a curated record. NCBI's taxonomy places the organism in Eukaryota, Metazoa, Echinodermata, Asteroidea, Forcipulatida, Asteriidae. The transcript has a single exon.